Messenger RNA from Symbiodinium necroappetens, 372 nucleotides. The record is from the annotation of a GenBank genome assembly. NCBI's taxonomy places the organism in Eukaryota, Dinophyceae, Suessiales, Symbiodiniaceae.
AUGCUUGGGUACUGCUGGGCCAGUGAGUUCUGCCGCCACGAUGGAACGUGUCAUCCAGGUAGCAUGCAGUCACUAUGCAUCGACGGACGUGUCAUCAACAGCAGGUUUGAGCCAGCGAAGAACUGCACUGGGGACCCUAUAUUGCAUUGGUCCAUAGACGUUGAUACUUGCGACAAUGGCCGCGAGGUCAGCGUUUCCGCCUGCCAAACAACAACAUCCACCACUGUGGAGAACAGAUCAGUUGAGCCAGAAGUCAACAUGACCAACAACACUACGACAGGUGCGGCAUCAGUGUCACGAGGUACGAGCAUUGCCGCCGUCGUUUGGUCUACCUUGGCCUUGACCCUCCUGGGACAAUGCUUCCUGUGGUAG